This is a messenger RNA of Penicillium malachiteum, 807 nucleotides long. It is a transcript of the gene arp2, whose product is annotated as hydroxynaphthalene reductase arp2. Gene Ontology annotation, molecular function: oxidoreductase activity. The record is from RefSeq and is a predicted model, not a curated record. NCBI's taxonomy places the organism in Eukaryota, Fungi, Ascomycota, Eurotiomycetes, Eurotiales, Aspergillaceae. Bases 1 to 807 code for a protein of 268 amino acids. The transcript has 2 exons.
AUGGUUGUUGUUCACCCCCAAGUCGCUUCUGCCGAGCUGGCAGGUAAAGUUGCUCUGGUAACUGGAGGCAGUCGGGGCAUUGGUUCCGGUAUCGCGCUCGAGCUGGCAAAGAAGGGUGCAUCAGUGGCAAUAAACUACGCUCGAGACCCGCACUCAGCCGCAAAGAUCGUGGAGGAGAUCGAGAGCAUGGGUAGCCGUGCCGCCGCUUUCCAAGCCGACCUUACCAAAGUCGACGCUAUUGAGAUACUCUUCCGUGAUAUUGUGGCACAUUUCGGACGAUUGGACAUUGUUGUGUCCAACUCCGGAACCGAGAAGUUCGUUUCCCUCGCGGAUACCACUCUUGAGGAUUUCAACGAGGUCUUUGAUCUGAACACUCGUGCCCAGUUCUUCGUCGCCAAGAACGCUUACAAGUAUAUUCAACCCGGAGGACGAGUGGUUUUGAUGUCAUCGAUCGCGGCAGGUGUUGGUGUCCCGGGACACUCCUUGUACGCUGGUAGCAAGAGCGCCAUCGAGGGUUUCACUCGUUGCUUCGCUGCUGAUUUCGGCAAGAAAAGGUGCACAGUCAACGCGAUUGCACCCGCUGGUGUGAAGAGUGAUAUGUGGCUGAAGAACUCGUGGCGAUAUGCACCCGGUUGCGACCAGAGCUCAUCCCUUGAAGAGAUUGAGCAGGCGCUUGCUAGUGGCAGCCCCUUGAAACGGUGCGGUGUGCCGGCGGAUAUCGGCCGUGUUGUGGCAUUCCUGGCCAGCCCGGCAGGGGAGUGGAUCAAUGGCCAAAUCCUACCCCUUAAUGGAGGUGCGAACAUUUAA